GGGGAGAGGCAGGACCUCAAGGGAGCAGAGGACAAACAGGAUACAAGGGGAAUAAAGGAGCUCGGGGCUUUGCAGGGAUUCCUGGCUACUCGGGGGUGCACGGAGCAAGAGGUCCUCGUGGUUUUCCAGGACCAUCAGGACCAACGGGCGAGAUUGGCUCUCCUGGUUUCACGGGUCCACCAGGCCCUCCUGGCAAACUGGGCCCCCUGGGGGUAAAGGGGUUUUUGGGAAUUAAAGGGCCUCCAGGUCAUCAGGGGCCAUCGGGGGUCAGAGGAGCCACUGGACCACAGGGGGAGCGUGGUCCCCGUGGAGCUUUGGGGUUUCCUGGUGUCCUCGGCCCUCAGGGUGAUCCUGGACAACAGGGAUCAAAAGGUCCCAAAGGCGAUCCUGGGGAAAUGGGCGAUGAAGGUGAAAUUGGAGAGCCUGGUCCUCCUGGUUUAAAUGGGGUCAUUGGAAACCCUGGAAAGCCUGGACCCUCAGGUGAUCCCGGAGCCACAGCCAGACGAGGGGAGAACGGCGACCCAGGGUUUAAGGGGGACCAGGGACUGCCAGGUCCUCCAGGAACACAGGGACCUAAGGGGCGUCCAGGGCCAACCGGGUUGCAGGGACUGGCAGCGCCAAAGGGGCCACCAGGACUUCCAGGACCCACUGGAUUUGACGGCACCAUGGGGGAGCAAGGAAAGCAGGGAGACAAAGGACCAAAGGGAGGUCAAGGACCAACUGGUGUCGGAGGAAAUCCUGGCCCUCGAGGUGACAAGGGUCGAGAAGGUAGAGAAGGAUUUUCUGGACUGCCUGGUCCCAUUGGAGAGAGCGGGAAAUCAGGAGAGGCGGGGCUUGAAGGAGAAUAUGUGCAGUCAUGCUCCUGCAAUUUGUGCUUUAGGGUGAGAUGGGCUCACCUGGACCGAAAGGAUACAGAGGACCUCCUGGUGUACAGGGUGGCAUUGGACCGUGGGGUGAGAUUGGGCCAACUGGUCCUCCAGGAGACGGAGGGCCAAGAGGUCCAGCCGGUCCUCCGGGCUAUCUCGGUGAAGAUGGAAUGAAAGGACUGACUGGAGCUGUUGGUGUUGAAGGCGAUAAGGUAGCUCCAGUUACCUUCAGCAGCAGGAACCAGAUGAGCAUCAGUUGUCAAAUCACCGCGAUUUUAUGUUUUACUUUUUCAAUUACUGAUACGAAGCCCAUUGAGACGACUGUUGUUGUGAAUUUGGGCUAUACAAAUAAAAUUAA
Messenger RNA from Oryzias latipes (Japanese medaka), 1224 nucleotides. NCBI's taxonomy places the organism in Eukaryota, Metazoa, Chordata, Actinopteri, Beloniformes, Adrianichthyidae. The record is from RefSeq and is a predicted model, not a curated record.